CAAUAGGACUAUUGGUCACGAGCCUUUGUUGACAACAUCGUGACUACUCAGAUGAAACGUCAAAAGGCUCAAACUCUCGACGCGCGCCACAACCAGAAUGUUCGAAUCGGCCUCUCAAACCUAGAAGAAAUGGGAUUCAUCAUCAGCGCCAAUGACGAUUCUCAUUUCUGAAGAUUCCCUGCCUUCCUGCCUGCUGUAUCUCCUUCCAAAAUCGCGUGUUGCUGUCCGAAACCAUGCACAGCACGAGAGUGCGACGAGAGAGAGUUAGCAUCUUGUGAUCCGAUAAUCUCGAAAUGCUGCUCCUGAAUCUCCCGGCAGAACUGCUCGAACACAUACUGUACUUUCUCGCUCCCGACGCAUUCUAUCUCAUCCUCUUCGUGUGUCGGCACCUGCGUCACCUCGCGUCAGGGUCUCAGCCUCUUCUGCUGCACCAGCUGUCUCGCAUCUCACCUUUCAAGAGCCCGCUGCUGCAAGGAUCGAACGACCGAGAUGCACUCUUUGCAACCUUCCAAGCCCUCGCGCGUCAUCAUCUCCUGGGCGUCGACGUGCUUGCUCAGCCUCAAAUCCUUGCCAUCACUGAGCGACUCAACGUGAGCGAAACCCUGUUCCUCUCAUCCGGCAGUUCCCUGAAAACCGCCAUCUGCUUGAAAGGCACAGCGGAAGUCUAUCUCUACGAGCUGAGAAGCAGCCACACGCCAAAGUUUCUCGGCGGGAUGAAAUAUGAGAACGGGCUCAUCGACCGGGCGCCAUACGGGGACCCUGACGGGAGCUAUGAUCUGAAAGGGGCAAGAUGGGAAGUAACGCGAAUGGCAUUUGCGAAUAAUCCAGCCUCCAAAAGCAAGCAUCAUAGUAACUCAUCAGACCUACUCUGCGUGCUCUACGAGAAGACACAACCUUUUAACCCUAAAUCUCACAAACGGUACUCGCCAUUUGAUCAAGGACACCGCGAAGCCGUCAAGCACUACCGGCUCGUGGCCUACGACAUUACCCUCUGUCGAUCCUCCACAGACUCUGAAUACCAAGGCACGAUCCGCUGGGAGCGCAACAUUUCCAUGCGAGACGGCCACGAACCGCUCGCGCUCGCCAUCAGCCGGAGAGGAAUCGCUGCAAUAUCAUGGCGGUAUCUCUGGCGGGCCCAAAUCUCUCGCGUCUUUCUCUACACCCUGACCGACCCUUCCGAAGGUCCGGAAGAACUGCGUGCACAUCCUGGCCUGAUCCCACCGGGUCUAACCGCACGUCUGGAAUUCGUCAUGGAUUCGUCACGCCUGAAUCUCUACCCGCAGCGGUUUCCCAUCUUCGAGUCCUUCUGCGGCGCAUGCAAACCAGCCGAUAUCCAGCGCGGCUUCUGCACCCUCACCAUGAACGCCCUAGCCGGCGAAUUCGACCUGCAAGUCGGCAUGCCCUUUGCCGGAAUACACAAACAUUCAGUUUCUACUGGUAGUGGUAGUGGUACUAUUGGCGGUACUAUUGGUGGCGGACUAUGCAGAGAUCUCUGUCUCAUGCUCGGUUUCAAAUGGACCGCACGCGGCCCCGCAGCCUUUCUCGUGCGCGGUGUCCGAAGCACCACGUCUUCCAACCCCGCCGUCCCGCCCGAGGCGCACCAAGUCAACCUGAACCGGCCUGGAGACGAGUGGAACUUCCGACCCGUCUCGCGCCUGCGCAAGUUCGUUCAGGGAAGUAGUUCACUCGGCACGAUCAUGAUCACGUCGCCCCAGGGCACGCGCAUCGCCAUGAGCUACUGGGCUGCUCAAAGAUCGUGUGUUCUCAUCUGGACCCUCACGCCGCAGGAUAUCCUCCAGGUCGUCACGAAACCGCCCGUCUCGAAUUGUCCGUAUCCCGACUUCAUCCCGCUGGAUCCAGUGCUCUUGCGCGUCGAUGCCGCCGUCCACCGCUUGCAUUUUCACGAUGAGUAUUCCCUCUGGGCAGCUUCCGAUCGGGGGCUCGUCUACUGGGAUUUGAAACCAGAUCUUUUUUCACCGAAGCCGCUACGACAAAUGGCGAUACGUUCGAGGAAUUGACUGGCGAGCUGGCGGCGGGAAGGUGAGGGGGUGGGGGGGAGGGAGUAAGGGGGUGGGAGAGCGGGGGAGUGUUUGCUGUGUUCCUUUUUUUUUGUUUGUUUUUUUGAUUCCCCAAAUCCUUCAACACCGAGGAUGCUCAUAGAUGCUCAUAGAUGCUCAUACGACGAUGCCAAAAUAGACUACCUUUUGGUAAUUGAAUGAAAAAAUAUUAU
Molecule: messenger RNA, 2230 nt
Organism: Xylona heveae TC161
Lineage: Eukaryota; Fungi; Ascomycota; Xylonomycetes; Xylonales; Xylonaceae
Exons: 2
Coding region: 294-2018 (574 amino acids)
Molecular function (GO): protein binding
Source: RefSeq, a predicted model, not a curated record